Molecule: messenger RNA, 4965 nt
Organism: Gallus gallus (chicken)
Lineage: Eukaryota; Metazoa; Chordata; Aves; Galliformes; Phasianidae
Gene: RIPK4
Product: receptor interacting serine/threonine kinase 4
Exons: 8
Coding region: 1342-3909 (855 amino acids)
Biological process (GO): protein phosphorylation
Molecular function (GO): protein binding; protein kinase activity; ATP binding
Source: RefSeq, a predicted model, not a curated record
UAACAAACAAUCACAAGCUUUAUUAACCUUUAGACGUGUGUUUGGUAUGAAGGUCACAGUGCAGAUAGGAAUAGCCUCUUUACGAUUAUGCUGCUUACCAAAGGUUGCGGACUCCUUCCUCACAGCUGCAGUAACUCAGCAACAGAUUAAGAGUCAUUAUGCCUUGAUCCAAGUCCUGGAGUACUUGGGCUGCAUCCAAAGGAAUAUGGUCAGCAGGGCGAGGGAGGUGAUGCUGCCCCUCUGCUUUGUGCUGGUGAGACCUCACCUGGAGUGCUGUGUCCAGAUGGGGAGUCCUCAGUACAGGAGAGACAUGGACAUGCUGGAGCAUGCCCAGAGGAGGGCCACAAAAAUGAUCCAAGGGAUGGAGCACCUCUCCUAUGAGGACAGUCUGAGAGAGCUGGGGCUGUUCACCAUAGAGAAGGCUCCGGGGAGACCCAAGAGCAGCCUUUCAGUAUCUAAAGGGGAGCUGUACGAAAGAAUAGCACAGACUCUACAGCAGGCUCUGUUGUGACGGGACAAAGGGAAAUGGUUUCAAACUGAAAGAGGGGAGAUAAGAACAAGUUUUUUACAGUGAGGGUGUUGAGGCAGUGGCACAGGUUGCCCAGAAUGGUGGUGGAUGCCCUGAUCCUGGAGGCACUCAAGGCGAGGCUCAGAGCAAUGUGAUGUAACUGUAGGUGUCCCUGUUCACUGCAGGGGAGUUGGACCAGAUGGCCUUUAAGGAUCCCUUCCAACUCACAUGAGUCUGUGAUUCUACCUGCAACUGGGUGCACAAAAGGAUUCAGGCACUGAAAUCUGCAGCUGAACUAAUGGCAAUCCCUCAACCCAGGGGCAGGUAAAAGCUGUAGACACAUCAAUGCUUGGCAGUACAGUUUCCUAGAGACAAAAAAAAAACAAACCAAAACAAAAAAAACCCAUAGGCUUCAAGCACACCCAGGCAGACCCCGGGCUCUGCAGCACGGAGCAGGUGGGACUGUGUCUCCCAGCCUGAAGGAUGUGAGGAUGAAGUGUUUCUCUUUGGCUGCAGCCCAGGUGAGGCUCUCAGAAUAGGCCCUGCUUACGGGAAAAGCAAAGAACGGAGUCAUUGACAUUUCCCUUCCCGGGGCAGUGGGCACGGCCACGAGCUGCCGGAGUUCAAGGAGCAUUUGGACGUUGCUCACAGUCACAGGGUUUGACUUUGGGUGGUCCUGUGCGGAGCCCAGAGUUGGACUCGACGAGCCUUGUCGGUCGCUUCCAGUUCGGGAUAUUCUGCGAUUCUACGACCUCUGGCAGCUCCCGGCCGCUGAGGCAGGUCGCCUUCUCGCCCACCGCUUUCGCGCCCGUCCCAGAGGAGCGAAACGACGGAUGGCGCUGCCCACAGACCGACGGCGAGAACUCCCUCACAGCGCCGCCCUGUGCCAGCACCAUGGCGGCGGGGCCGGGACGCCGUCACUUCCUGGGCCGGGCCCGGCCCCCCGGGGCGCACCUGACUCACCUGGGCCGGCGGGAGGCGGCGGCGGCGGCGCGGCUGAGCGCGGAGCCGGGCGGCGGCCGAGGGGUAGCAUGGCGCGGGAGAGCGGCUCCCCGUGGGCCAUGGGGCUGCUGAAGACCUUCGAGGAGAGCGAGUUCGGCAGCUGGGAGAAGAUCGGCUCGGGGGGCUUCGGGCAGGUGUACAAGGUGCGCCACCUCCACUGGAAGACCUGGCUGGCCAUCAAGUGCUCGCCCAGCCUGCACGUGGACGAGAAGGAGCGUAUGGAGUUAUUGGAAGAAGCUAGGAAGAUGGAAAUGGCAAAAUUUCGCUACAUCCUUCCUGUUUAUGGCAUCUGUAAAGAGCCAGUUGGCUUGGUGAUGGAAUACAUGGAGACAGGAUCUCUGGAAAAGCUCCUGGCUUCCGAACCUCUCCCAUGGGAAUUGCGCUUCCGAAUCAUCCACGAGACAGCCGUGGGCAUGAACUUCCUGCACUGCAUGUCCCCUCCGCUGCUCCACCUGGACCUCAAGCCUGCCAACAUCCUGCUUGAUGCCCACUACCACGUCAAGAUUUCUGACUUUGGACUUGCAAAGUGCAAUGGCUUGUCACAUUCCCAUGACCUCAGUAUGGACGGCUUGUGUGGCACAAUUGCAUACCUUCCUCCGGAGCGCAUCAAGGAGAAGAACAGGUGUUUUGACACCAAACAUGAUGUGUACAGCUUUUCCAUUGUGAUUUGGGGAGUUCUUACGCAGAAGAAGCCUUUUGCAGAGGAAAACAACAUUUUACAUAUCAUGGUAAAAGUAGUUAAAGGCCACCGCCCAGAGCUACCUGCUGUUUCCAAAUCCAGGCCUCAUUCAUGUAAUAACUUGAUCAAACUGAUGCAAAAAUGUUGGCAAGAUGAUCCUGGUGAACGGCCAACAUUUCAAGAAAUUACUUCAGUAACAGAAACACUUUGUGAAAAACCAGAAGAUGAAACAAAGGAAAUGGUAGCUGAGGACCUGGACACCAAGAGUUCCCCAAAGCAGCGAUCUGAGGGGAUGUCUGCAUUAUCCCAGCCGAAGCAGGAGCCUGUUCUGGCAUCAGAUAAGGAUUACAGUCUGUCAGAAUUGUUGUCCCAGCUGGAUUCAGGGAUUUCACAGACUAUGGAAGGCCCUGAGGAUCUCAGCCGCAGCUCUUCUGAAUCCAAACUUGCUGCCAGCGACAAGCGGCUUUCAGGAGUUUCAUCUGUAGAUUCAGCUUUUUCAUCCAGAGGCUCCCUUUCCCUUUCCUUUGAAAGAGAGAGUUCAGAUAUAGGUACUACAGACAUACAGAAAAGGAAGCUAACAGAGGCCAUUUUAGCUGGAGACACAAGCAAGCUGAUGAAGAUCCUCCAGCCUCAAGACGUUGAUAUUGUUUUAGAUGGGAACUCCAGUCUUUUGCACUUAGCUGUUGAGGCUGGUCAAGAAGAAUGUGUCAAAUGGCUCCUCCUUUACAAUGCUAACCCAAACCUCACCAACAAGAAAGGAUCCACCCCUCUUCACAUAGCCAUUGAGAAGAAAAUCAAAAGCAUUGUGGAGCUGCUCAUGGCAAGGAAAAUCAAUGUUAAUGCCAAAGAUGAGGAUCAGUGGACUGCUCUUCACUUUGCUGCCCAAAAUGGGGAUGACUUCAGCACCAAAAUGCUGCUUGAUAAGAAUGCAUCCUUGAACGAGGUAGAUUUUGAAGGCAGAGCCCCCAUCCACAUAGCCUGUCAGUAUGGCCAAGAGAAUAUUGUGCGGAUUCUGCUGAGGAGAGGCGUUAAUGUGAAUAUCAAAGGAAAGGAUGACUGGGUGCCUCUGCACUAUGCUGCCUGGCAAGGUCAUCUUCCCAUCGUAAAGCUUCUGGCCAAACAGCCAGGUGCAAAUGUAAAUGUGCAGACCGUGGAUGGAAGGACCUCGCUACACUUGGCUGCUCAGCGAGGUCACUACCGUGUCGCUCGCCUUCUCAUAGACCUGGAGUCAGAUGUCAACGUACCGAAUGCGCUCUCGCAGACUGCUCUCCACAUAGCUGCUGAAACUGGCCACACAAGCACAUCCAGGCUGCUCCUUAAACAUGGUGCAGACAUUGAGGCAGUAACAGUGGAAGGAUGUACUGCUCUGCACUUGGCAUCUCGCAGCGGCCACUUAGCAACAACAAAGCUGCUGACGGAUGAAGGGGCCAACGUUCUUGCCAGAGGCCCAUUAAAUAGGACAGCGUUGCAUCUUGCUGCAGAAAAUGGGCACUCUGAAGUAGUAGAAGAACUUGUCAGUUCAGGAAACAUCAAUGUUUCUGACGACGAGGGGUUGACAGCUUUUCAUCUGGCUGCAAGAGGAGGGCACACAAAAACAGUUGAGGUUCUUCUAAAGCAUGGGGCACUCACUGACCUGCAAAGACCCACAUUUCAGACCCUGCUCCGGCUCACUCAGCAGAGCAGCAAUAGCUCAGUUACUGUGUUGUUAAGUGAGACUUAAUCAAAAGGUACAGUACUUGCUAUCUUUCUGCCUGGUGUGAGAAGGUUGCUGGAACUUGAUUCACGAGAGCCUUGUCCAGCUGUGCAGUGACCUGCUCACCAGCAGCGUCAGCAGAUGGACUGAGGGGUGGCCAGCAAGGAGCUACUCAUGUCUGAGGUUGUGAGAGAGGGAGCGCAUGGACUAAAGCCAAAUGCAAGGUUAAGAGCUGGAGCCCACCACACUGUGGUCUGGAUCAUCCACUCUGCGUGUGCCUGCCCCACCUGUAUAGUGAUAUUCCCCUCCCACAGAUUUUGUGAGAGUAGGAUUCAACUUGUGGGUUCCCCCUGCCUUUUUUUUUUUUUUUUUUGAAAAAACUAAUUUAAGAACUAAUAUUCUGAUUUUCCUCAGAAAAAGGAUGGAUUAUGUUCCUGGUUUAUUGCAAUGAUCUGUAUUUUGGGCUCGAAGCCUCCAAAGUAAGAUAAACCCAACACAAAUCUGCUGGAAAUGAACGCAAGAGAUGAAGAAAGAGCUAUACAAGAUACUGUUAAUCAUAAACCCUGGCUAAGUUUCAUUUUCAGAAGGUAUCCUGUUUAAUGGAGAUACACUGAUUACAGUUUUCCAUGUAAUCAAGAUGACUUGACAAGGAUCCCAAAAUUACGUGAGCAGAAGUAAAAGCUUAACACUGAUCUCUUCAUAUGCAGUACCAUCUUCUAUGCGUUUUAAGAUCAGUAAGCUGAACUAUGUUCUUAGUGGUUUCCCUUAAAAAGCCAGACAACAACAAAAAAAAUCAUACUGGACUGUAACUGGAUGGUAUAUUCUAACUGACAUCUAAAAAUGAUGUUUGUAGGGACAUGUUAGAGAUCCAUACCAGCCAUGCCACAGUACAUGUCCUGGGAGAAUGAACUGUGUGUUGCCUAGAUUGAUAUACUGUGUAUAUAGUAUUUCUACCUGUUGUAUGCUUUUUUUCUACUGAAGAAAAUAGAUUGUUUAGAGUGGGUAUGUUUUAAUACACCUUUUAAUUUCACUCUUGUAAAAGUUCCAAAGUGGCACAUUAUUAAUAAAAUACUGUGUUCCAUA